Messenger RNA from Cetraspora pellucida, 378 nucleotides. NCBI's taxonomy places the organism in Eukaryota, Fungi, Glomeromycota, Glomeromycetes, Diversisporales, Gigasporaceae. The record is from the annotation of a GenBank genome assembly.
AUGUCUCUUAACAAUACAACUUUUGAUGAAGAUCCUGAUUACUAUCUAAUUACUUUUGAACAUAAUAACUAUAAAGAGUUAAUAAUCAACUAUGAACUAGUAAAAUUUUCUGAUAAUGUAAUAAAUGAAGAUGAACAAGAAUGCAUAGAAAUAUCUAGUGAAUCUGGUGAAUAUACGAAUAGAGGAGUGAGCAUUAGAAGUAAAGAAAGAGAGAUUAGUAAAAAUAAUAAACAAAAUAGCUAUUUGAAUUCAGAAUUACUAUCAUUAGAAUUACCCACCUUUAACCCUAUUCAAAAUUAUCAUCCACUUUAUAAAGGAUUUGUAAUACUUCCUCAUAAAUUUCAACUAGGUAUCAUAUCUCAGCUUUCACAUUUUUAA